GUGGUAAAAGCCGUCCGGAAAAUGGCCGCCGCCGCCGCUGCCGCGCCGAGCGGAGGAGGAGGAGGAGGCGAGGAGGAGAGACUGCUCCAUAAAAAUACAGACUCACCAGUUCCUGCUUUGAUGUGACAUGUGACUCCCCAGAAUACAUCUUGCUUCUGUAGACCAGCUCCAACAGGAUUCCAUGGUAGCUGGAAUGUUAGGGCUCAGGGAAGAAAAGUCAGAAGAGCAGGAUCUCCAGGGCCUCAAGGACAAACCCCUGAAGUUCAAAAAGGUGAAGAAGGAUAAGAAAGAAGACAAAGAGGGCAAGCAUGAGCCCCUGCAGCCCCCGGCUCACCACUCCGCUGAACCGGCAGAGGCAGGCAAAGCGGAGACCUCAGAAGGCUCGGGUGCGGCCCCAGCUGUCCCGGAAGCCUCUGCCUCCCCCAAACAGCGGCGCUCCAUCAUUCGUGACCGGGGACCCAUGUAUGAUGACCCCACUCUGCCCGAAGGUUGGACCCGAAAGCUCAAGCAAAGGAAGUCGGGCCGCUCCGCUGGGAAGUAUGAUGUGUAUUUGAUCAAUCCCCAGGGAAAAGCCUUUCGCUCUAAAGUGGAGUUGAUUGCGUACUUCGAAAAGGUAGGCGACACCUCCCUGGACCCUAAUGAUUUUGACUUCACGGUAACUGGGAGAGGGAGCCCCUCCCGGCGAGAGCAGAAACCACCUAAGAAGCCCAAAUCUCCCAAAGCUCCAGGAACUGGCAGAGGCCGGGGACGCCCCAAAGGCAGCGGCACUGCGAGACCCAAGGCAGCGGCAUCAGAGGGUGUGCAGGUGAAAAGGGUCCUGGAGAAAAGUCCCGGGAAGCUGCUCGUCAAGAUGCCUUUUCAAGCUUCACCUGGGAGCAGGGCCGAAGGGGGCGGGGCCACCACGUCCGCCCAGGUCAUGGUUAUCAAACGCCCUGGCCGGAAGCGAAAAGCCGAGGCCGACCCCCAGGCCAUUCCCAAGAAGCGGGGGCGCAAGCCAGGCAGUGUGGUGGCGGCCGCUGCCGCCGAGGCCAAGAAGAAAGCCGUGAAGGAGUCUUCCAUUCGCUCUGUGCACGAGACCGUGCUCCCCAUCAAGAAGCGCAAGACCCGGGAGGCCGUCAGCAUCGACGUGAAGGAGGUGGUGAAGCCCCUGCUGGUGUCCACCCUGGGCGAGAAGAGCAGCAAGGGACUGAAGACCUGCAAGAGCCCCGGGCGGAAGAGCAAGGAGAGCAGCCCAAAGGGGCGUGGCGGCAGCGCCUCGUCGCCCCCCAAGAAGGAGCACCACCACCACCACCACCACUCGGAGCCCCCGAAGGCACCGGUGCCGCUGCUUCCGCCCCCGCCCCCGCCCCCGCCCGAGCCGCAGAGCUCCGAGGACCCCGCCAGCCCCCCUGAGCCCCAGGACUUGAGCAGCGGCGUCUGCAAAGAGGAGAAGAUGGCUAGAGCGGGCUCGCUGGAGAGCGACGGCUGCCCCAAGGAGCCGGCUAAGACUCAGCCCGCGGUCGCGACCGCCGCCACGGCCGCAGACAAGUACAAACACCGAGGGGAGGGAGAGCGCAAAGACAUUGUUUCAUCCUCCAUGCCAAGGCCAAACAGAGAGGAGCCUGUGGACAGCCGGACGCCCGUGACCGAGAGAGUCAGCUGACUUUACCCGGCGGACGCGAAGCGAACCAACAAGAAUAAAGGCAGCUGUCGUCUCUUCUCCUUCUGGGUAGGGCUCUGACAAAGCUUCCCGAUUAACUGAAAUAAAAAAUAUUUUUUUUUCUUUCAGUAAACUUAGAGUUUCGUGGCUUCAGGGUGGGAGUAGUUGGAGCAUUGGGAUGUUUUUCUUACCGACAAGCACAGUCAGGUUGAAGACCUAACCAGGGCCAGAAGUAGCUUUGCACUUUUCUAAACUAGGCUCCUUCAACAAGGCUUGCUGCACAUACUACUGACCAGACAAGCUGUUGGCCAGGCUUCUUAGGGUACGCCUGCGCCUCCCUCCCGUCCGACCUCACCCCGCCCCCCCAUGUGGCCAUUAGGGACAGAGAGUGCCAUGGGUGCCCCCGUCUCCGCUCUCCUCUCCCCCCCAACCCUGCCCCAC
Messenger RNA from Enhydra lutris kenyoni (northern sea otter), 2080 nucleotides. RefSeq names its product methyl-CpG binding protein 2. The record is from RefSeq and is a predicted model, not a curated record. Lineage: Eukaryota; Metazoa; Chordata; Mammalia; Carnivora; Mustelidae. The transcript has 4 exons. Gene Ontology annotation, molecular function: chromatin binding; methyl-CpG binding; double-stranded methylated DNA binding. Bases 182 to 1642 code for a protein of 486 amino acids. Gene Ontology annotation, biological process: negative regulation of transcription by RNA polymerase II. Gene Ontology annotation, cellular component: nucleus; heterochromatin.